AUGAAUCAAUUCAUUAAAAUCAGACGUUUAUUUCGAACAUAUACAUUUUUACACAUAUUUUUGAAAAUAAACAUUUUAUCAAUUUUCAUUUAUUUUUUCCUAAUCAUAAUUAAUAAUUAUCGAUUUCCCAACGAAAAUUAUCAUGCAUCUAUUGUAAGAGAUCGUGAAGAAUUACGUUUAGCUCAUUUACGUACAUUAAUGUAUGAUUGGUAUCAUCGUGGAAAAAUACCGUUUGUUUAUCAUACACCUCAAUCUUCAUUGUCAAAUUUAAAUAAUAAACAUGGUUUAGUCAUUAGUAUCAUGGCAUCGAAUCGUGUUCAAUAUCAAAUUGAUGAUUAUCAACCAGAUUAUUUAAUUCAAUCUUUAUCAACUAUCAUUAAAUUAAUAUUUAAUGAUAUUUCAAAAUAUGGUUAUCGAUUUAAAUAUAUUAAUAUAAUGAUUUGUUUAAAUGGAACUGAAAUAAAUGAACUUUCUAGCGUCAAUGAAAUUAUACAACUUAUUGGUCAACAUUCAAUUUAUCCAUUGCAUAUAAUAGAUCAAUUGUUCACUUAUAUGAAUUUAUCUGUUAAUUGUCAAUUUAUAAAAGAUAUGUCAACAUGUAUGCUAAAAUCAGUUGAUUUAAUUAAACAACAACAACAGCAACAAUUUAAUCAAAAUGAUUAUAUACUUAUCAUACAAGAGGAUAUGAUUGCAACAAAUAAUUUAUUUGAUUUAUUAUGGGAAUUAAUGCAACAAUCUAUAAAUACUAAUCAAAAAUUUGAUAUGAUUCAAUUGUAUUCCUAUGAAAAUGUAUUGAAAUUUCCAUUUUAUCAUGAAUUUGAUAGACAAUUAUUUGAAUUAACAUUGAAUUGUUUAUUAUUGAUUACAAUUAUUGCGUUUUUCAUUGAUUUACGUGCAACAGUGAUUCGACGACGAACAUUAUCACUGUCACAGUAUCGAUUGUAUAUGGUGUAUUUAAUGCUGAAUUUAUUCUUUACAUUGUUUACAUUAAUUUGGUUGUAUGGAGUGAAUAAUUUAUUGAUUCGAUUGUCUAGUUUAUUUAUUUUCAAUGAUAAUAGUGUAUUUCCAUUGAAAGGUCAAUCAUAUUAUGCUAAAACUGAUAUGAUUAUGGCUAAUUUAUAUUCAGCUGUACAAGUAAAACAAAUUGGUUAUUAUUUAAAAUCUGCACCAUGUGAACAAUUUUUAUGGGAUUUAAAACAGGAUGAAUCAAAAUGUGCUCAAUUAAUUACAUCAUAUCUUGUAUCAAAUAUUAAACGAAUAUUCAGUGUAUAUAAGAAUGUAUUUAAACAUUGUGGAUUAUAUUCGAAUGAAGAGAGAAGAAUGCUAAAUCCAGCAGAUGUUGAAUAG
Schistosoma turkestanicum is the source of this 1347-nucleotide messenger RNA. The record is from the annotation of a GenBank genome assembly. Lineage: Eukaryota; Metazoa; Platyhelminthes; Trematoda; Strigeidida; Schistosomatidae.